UAAUACCAUUCACUCAAUAAUUCUUCUUUCAUGUUAGUGCUCUUUUUCGUAUUAAGCAGUAACAGGUAACAGCCAUGGGGAAUUGCUUAGUUCCGCAAGACAAGGUGGUCAGGGUUAUGAAAAAUGAUGGAAAAAUCCUGGAAUAUCAAGAACCCAUCAAAGUUCACCAAGUGUUGUCAGAAUUCUCAGGCCAUGCACUGUCUGAUUCUUUUCCAGGUUGCCAUCAUCUCCAGCCGGAUACAAAACUACUUUCCGGACAUUUAUACUAUCUUAUACCUCUACCUUUGGCAUCCCAAAAGGUAAAAAAGAAGGUGAGGUUUUCAAAUCCAGAGGCUGAUGGUGAACAGGGAACUGGUGUCGUGAGGAUUAAGCUGGUGAUCAGUAAGCAAGAACUGCGGGAGAUGCUUCAAAAGGAAGGAGUUUCAGUUCCUGAGAUGAUCUCUAAGGCUCAGAGCAGAAAAAGUGAAAGCAAGAUUGAUACGUCAGAAGGUGAUGAUAACUGCAGAGGGUGGAAGCCUGUAUUAGAAAGCAUAUCUGAAGUAAACUAGCAAAGCAUGUGUACCAUAAUAUGAAUAAUAUUCCCUAGUUUAGCAUAGAAAAUUGACAUUUAUCACUGAUAGCUACUGCAAUGAUAACUUUUCAGCUUGUUCAUAAUAUGAGUAAUAUUCCUUAGUUUAGCAUAGAAACUUGACAUGUAUCAACGAUAGAUACUGCAAAUAUAAUUUUUCAGCUUGU
Messenger RNA from Rubroshorea leprosula, 735 nucleotides. The record is from the annotation of a GenBank genome assembly. NCBI's taxonomy places the organism in Eukaryota, Viridiplantae, Streptophyta, Magnoliopsida, Malvales, Dipterocarpaceae.